Messenger RNA from Colletotrichum navitas, 2040 nucleotides. RefSeq lists its product as uncharacterized. Gene Ontology annotation, molecular function: DNA binding; DNA-binding transcription factor activity, RNA polymerase II-specific; zinc ion binding. Bases 49 to 1908 code for a protein of 619 amino acids. The record is from RefSeq and is a predicted model, not a curated record. Gene Ontology annotation, biological process: regulation of DNA-templated transcription; DNA-templated transcription. The transcript is spliced from 3 exons. NCBI's taxonomy places the organism in Eukaryota, Fungi, Ascomycota, Sordariomycetes, Glomerellales, Glomerellaceae.
CGAACCCUUCCUAAUCACAAGCUCACCAAUUGAUUACCGUCGACCAUCAUGAACACUAACGGCGUUCCAUCACACCGGAACGGCGGAGCUACGCGCUCUCCCUUGGCUUGUCUGCCUUGUCGCUCACGCCAUCUGAAAUGUGACGGGCAGAAACCUCAGUGCAACCGCUGCGUCAGUGCCUCUACGGAAUGCAAAUAUGCUCCAUCGCGCCGGGGCGGUCUGGAUCGCGCCGCACUCGCAGAGCGACGCAAGCGCCUUGCGGCAGCAAGUAACGAUACAUCAGUCGAUAGCUCCAGGUCUCAAUCCAGAGUGAGCAUCGAGCCGACCCUGGAACCCGGAUCCCGGCCUGCUAAUGACAGCUUCACCCAUGGCCCGAGUUCACUCGAUGACACCAACCUCGGGAGUGACAACCCUGCUCCGACGGUAUCAAGCAUCGUUCCACAGAGACAACUUGACAACGUCGACAGUGACCCUCUGAUCAGCUCUUAUUACAAAUGUUUCCACAACUUCCAUCCGUUUCUGGUCCCUCGAUGGCACUUUUUAAGGUCAUGUCGGGACCCGAGCCGGCAGACUAGUUUGAGACCUCUCAUUGCUGUCAUGCGCCUGGUUGGAAAUGUCUACGUUGCCCGAGAAUGGUCGAUUCCGCUCAGAGAUGACUUGGAAAACUCCUUCUCCCAAUCAAACCAAGCAUGCCCAGUCAUGGUGCAGUGCCGACUAUUGUACUCCGUGAUGCUGUUCUGGUAUGACUACAAAGUUGAGGCCAAGGAGCAAAUAGGCUGUGCAGUCCGCCUGGCACUUGACAUGGAGAUGUUUCAACAAGAGUUCGCAGGGGCUCACGGAGGCGGGGAUCCUGUCCUGACUGAGAGCUGGAGACGAACGUGGUGGGAGCUAUAUAUCAUCGAUGCAUAUUACGCCGGAACCUUGGGCACCAUGAACUUUAUGGUUGUGGAUAUCGAAGCCACUGUCGAGCUGCCCUGUGAAGAGUCGGAAUACGAAUCCGGAGAAAUCCCCGAGCCAAAGACACUCGAGGAUUUUGACUGCCGCGAAUUCGCUUCCGAAGACAUCUCAUUCUCCUCAUUCGCCUACCUCAUCACUGCCGUAAGAUGUGCGGCGUUGGCGAUCUCCACAACUUCCAAGGUCGCCAGUAGAGAAGAUUCGGCACAAAUCAUCCAGAAUGCCGACUCAAUCAUCGAAGGAUGGUCGCUUCUACUACCUCGAGACCGCAAACAGGUUAUGACGAAAACUGGAGAAAUCGACGAGCUCUUGUUCCAGGCACACUUGGUCACAAAUGUCGCGACUAUUGGGUUACAUAGGCCGCUGUCGGACCUUCGAUUCAACCCCGUGGAGAACGUCUCCAGCUGCGCCAGAAAACCACCCGAGGAGACCACCAAGCCAGAACUCGUUAACAUCCAUACCGUUAGAGUCUUGCGAUCAGUGGAGGCACAAAUCCGUCUGUUGGCGCUACCGGUCCGACCAUUUCACCACUCGCCUUUCGUCACCUGUAUGACCAGUGAAGGGACGCUGGCAUUGUUAUCUGCUUGCAACUUUUUACUCAGAGGUAAGGAGUUGUCCAUCGCACGUGACCAGAUUCGGAUGUCGAUUGGCUGCCUCAAGACGUUGGGCGAAAUAUGGCCAAGAACAGCAAGAAAUUUGCAGGAGAUCCAGACCAUUGCCCGACAUGUGUUGAGGGUGGGUUCCAAGGCGACGAGCACCAGCAACACCCCUAAGUCGUGCGGCGUGCCGAGUCUGUCCGCGAGCGGGGGAGAGAUUGGCUCUCAGACUGAGCCGCCAACGAACGAAAGCGACGUAUUUUCUUCCUUCGGCUCAAUGGACGAUGUUUGUGGAUGGUACAGCCUUAAGGAUCUUGGUCCUCAAUUUGAAGAAUGGAUGGGAAAUGACCUUGUCUAGACGACAACUAAUCAAUCUUGAAGGACAAUGGACAGACAAAAUCUCAUAUCAAUAGCUCUAUUUGGACUUUUUCUACAUACCUAGGGAAAUUGAUAGAAAGUCCAUCAUCGCGAACGAGAUACAAUGCCAAUG